This is a messenger RNA of Scheffersomyces amazonensis, 2782 nucleotides long. RefSeq lists its product as uncharacterized. The record is from RefSeq and is a predicted model, not a curated record. Bases 262 to 2667 code for a protein of 801 amino acids. The transcript has a single exon. Lineage: Eukaryota; Fungi; Ascomycota; Pichiomycetes; Serinales; Debaryomycetaceae.
AAUUGUAAUUGUAAUUGUAAUCCUAUAUGUUAUUUUCAAGAAGUAACUUUGAUUAAAGAUCUUACUUCAAUAUAACCCUUGUCUCAUAUGAUUUGAUUAAGGAGUAACUCAUUACCUCUUAAUUCUCACAAGAUAGAAACCCCCCCUUUAACAUUAAAGUGAAUAAGCUUUGGAAACAACAUAAUACAAAAUAACAUAAUAACAAACUUAUUAUUCAAAAGUCCAAUAGAAUAAAAUAAUAGUAUAUGUCACUGAAGCAUAAUGAUAUCACCACUUAAAUUUCCUCGAAAACUAUUCAUACUGAAGCUUUUCAUACUAUCGGUAGUCACCUACACAAUAAUAUUUUCCUUAACAGCAUUUCUUAAUCAAAAAUCAUUCCUUCAGCGUUAUACGUCGAAGAUCAAUAGCCAAAUAAAUAUUCAUUAUGCCAAAUGGAGAAACAAUUUCCUAACGACGGAAUAUAAUCUAGAAUCUAAUCCUGAAUUUCUUCAUCAACUUCAUGAUUUAAAACAACAAGAAAUUCUCACAAAUGAUGACCUCUGGUUCUUGCGAGAAGAUUCCCAAUUAUCUAUUCCCUUGGAAUUAGAAAUUCCUCAUUACUUUGAAAGUGAAAUCUUGGUCAAACCUAUGAUACAACAUUUCGACCCCAGAUUUACUCUCGCUGUUUAUAUGAAUUAUUUAACACAGUUUGAAACCCAAGAUAAAAUAAAAUUCCAUUGGUCAGACUGGGUGGAUAUGACGAAGCUAUAUAAAUAUAUUCUCAACCCACAUAAAGGUGAAUCGGCUGACUUGUGUGAUAAAUUAUUCAACAUUUUGGCGAAAACAGAAGAGCCAGACAAGGUUCAUAAUUUCCGUGAUUAUUGUUCUGCAGAUUACGAUGGCUUUCUUGGUUUCAAAAUAAAUGAAUUUACAGGGCCCCAGACUCUAGAGAAUCGUGAAAUUUUAGGGAAAGCUUAUCUUUACUCUAGUGCUCCAUCACCGUUUAAAAUUGUAUUUUUGACAAAUGAUGAUCGUUCAAUAGAGUUUGAAGUAGACUCCCUUGAAAACGACAGAAAAAACUCAUUAUUGAGUAAUGGGUAUAUCCAUUCCAUGAUGAAAAAUGGUGGAAUUCUUCAUAAAAAGGAUAUAGUUAAUGUGGCGGACGCCUUUAAAGGCUUUAUUAAAAAUAGGUUAGAAUCUAAAAGUACUGAAUCUAAAAAAGUAAAAGAUGGAGUGUCAACACUCACUAAAAGUCAUAUAAUCAUGAAUGAAUCAGAUUUUGAUUUCACCAAAGAAGAUAUUGAUAAUGUUUUGAAGCAGGACUUUAGCGAACUUCCUCAUUUUAGUGAACAGAAUUAUUAUCGUGGGGUUGAAUUUUCUAGUUCAACCAAUGACCCACCAAAAUACUUUGGUGAAGCCAAGAUGAUUAAGGAAGUUGACGGGUUCAUGCAUGGGGAGCACUACGAUUGGAGAUUUUUCAAUGGGCUUAUUCUCGAACAUGAAGACCAAAUUCUUAGUUUACAUAGAUUAAUUAAGAAUUAUUUAAAUUUCUGUCGUACAAACGGGAUAAAAACCUGGAUAGCCCAUGGGUCUUUAUUGAGUUGGUAUUGGAAUGGAAUGGGGUUUCCAUGGGAUAAUGAUAUUGAUGUUCAAAUGCCAAUUCGUGAUUUACAUAAACUCGCAAGGCAUUUCAACCAAAGUCUUGUGGUAGAAAAUAUUGUAGGAAAAGAUGGUCAAUUUGAUGGAAUGGGAAGAUAUUUUAUAGAUGUUGGAAGUUCAAUAACCCAUAGAAAGAAUGGCAAUGGAAAUAAUAAUAUAGAUGCUCGAUUUAUUGAUGUUGAUACAGGACUCUAUAUUGAUAUUACAGGAUUAGCUCUUACAGAUGAGCCUGCGCCUAGUAGGUAUGAUAUUUUAAUUCAAAUGGACCCAAAUAAAAAAGCUGCAGUUGAAAAUUCUAAAGAGAGAAAUGAAGGAAACUUAGAUCACCUUGUUAAAAAUCAACAAUUGCAGGCUUAUAACUGUCGUAACCGUCACUUCAAUAUUUUGGAUGAAUUAUCACCCUUAGUUAAAACGAUUGUAGAAAAUCAAGUAAGUUAUGUUCCAAAGAAUUUCCUUGUCCCUUUAAACAAUGAAUAUGACGUUAAAUCAAUUAUAGAGAAGGAUUUUAAAGAAUACAUAUUUGUUAAUAAUUUAAGAAUUUGGAUGAAGACGCAAUCAAUUCUUGAUUAUUUUAAAAAAAUCGGUAGACCAUCCGAACUCAAUUUAUUCAAAGAUUUAAAUUCAAUUAAAUCGUUUAAUAAAGAAGUUCGAAAAUUGCAAUUGAAUAAACUUGAUAUUGAAGAUCAUUUAAAUUUAUUAAAGAAUAAUAAAUACUUUAAGGAAUUUUUUACUUCCAAAGAAUUCACAAAAUUUCAUGAAUUAGAACUAGAACAAUUAUCAAAAGAUCCAGUUGAUUAUAAUGUUGAUGAAUUUAUUAAAGAAGUCAAAGAGUUCACGUUGCCAGAAUUAAAUAUUGGUAAACCUCUUAAGGCGGAUUUAUUCAUGAAUAAAGUAUUUCAAGACAGUAAAACAUAUGACUAUAAUAAAAAAAUCGAUGAAGUAUUGAAACUAACUAAAGAAUAUAUCAAUGAGAUAGAAGAUUUAACGAAGAAAUCGAAACAAGAAAGAAAUAAGAAGUCGUCUGAAUAGUGAUGAACAUCUUAUAUCUGUAUAUAGAAAAUUAUGGGCGUACCAACUAAUUUGUAAUUUGUAAUUUGUAAUAGAGAAAUAAAAUUAUUUAAUAAUAAGUUAUAAUAUUUGAAUA